This is a messenger RNA of Arvicanthis niloticus (Nile rat), 4214 nucleotides long. It is a transcript of the gene Slc1a3, whose product is annotated as solute carrier family 1 member 3. Gene Ontology annotation, molecular function: neutral L-amino acid transmembrane transporter activity; glutamate:sodium symporter activity; L-glutamate transmembrane transporter activity. Lineage: Eukaryota; Metazoa; Chordata; Mammalia; Rodentia; Muridae. Gene Ontology annotation, biological process: L-glutamate import across plasma membrane; D-aspartate import across plasma membrane; L-aspartate import across plasma membrane. Gene Ontology annotation, cellular component: plasma membrane. The record is from RefSeq and is a predicted model, not a curated record.
AGGAAACCUGAAAUAAAGUGAGGUAAUUAAACGUGGCCUUGGAGAAGUCUUCCAAACAUUCCAAUCCGGAUUUCCAGAGUCCAUGUGUAUGCGCGCUUUAGUUUUCGAUUCUUCUAGGUCCUGAUUUUGCAUUUCUAAUAAAAGUGGACUGACAAAGCGUAAACGUGCUCUAAGGAGCAAAACAAAGCCAUUAGAGCGUGCUUCUGUUGUGCCAAGAUUAAUCAAUAUUCCAGGGAGCUCGCCCCCCCACUCCCUCCCCGCUGUUUCCAUUUUCCCACUCCCCCUUUCCCCAGCACAGGCUCCGCCUCUUUUCUUAAGUUGCCUGAUAGUAAGAGGCGGUUUCGGAGCACAUGCAUGUUGUCAGGGCCAGCCUGCCCCGCCGCUCGCUGAGCUGUUACUCCGAGCUACCUGCUGGGGAAUUCACCUCGACGUAGCCUGGGGUGUCUUCCACCAGGCACAGAGUCAGAAAAGUUGUACUCUCUGACACUGAAGAGGAGAUUUCGCUUUCUGGGGACAAGUUCAAGACACUGACGUGCAAGGACGUGAUAAAUUCCUAGAAAGAUAAAAUAUGACAAAAAGCAACGGAGAAGAGCCCAGGAUGGGGGGCAGGAUGGAGAGAUUCCAGCAAGGGGUGCGCAAGCGCACGCUUCUGGCCAAGAAGAAAGUACAGAACAUCACAAAGGAUGAUGUUAAGAGUUACCUGUUUCGGAAUGCCUUUGUAUUGCUCACUGUCACCGCUGUCAUUGUGGGUACUAUCCUUGGAUUUGCCCUCCGACCAUAUAAAAUGAGCUACCGGGAGGUGAAGUACUUCUCGUUUCCUGGGGAGCUUCUGAUGCGGAUGCUACAGAUGUUGGUCUUACCCCUGAUCAUCUCCAGUCUUGUCACAGGAAUGGCGGCCCUAGAUAGUAAGGCAUCCGGGAAGAUGGGGAUGCGAGCCGUAAUCUAUUACAUGACCACCACCAUCAUUGCUGUGGUGAUUGGCAUAAUCAUUGUCAUCAUCAUCCACCCCGGAAAGGGCACAAAGGAAAACAUGUACAGAGAAGGUAAAGUCGUGCAGGUGACUGCGGCAGAUGCCUUCCUGGAUUUGAUCAGGAACAUGUUCCCUCCCAAUCUGGUAGAAGCUUGCUUUAAACAGUUUAAAACCAGCUACGAGAAGAGAAGCUUCAAAGUGCCCAUCCAGUCCAAUGAAACGCUUUUGGGCGCCGUGAUCAACAACGUGUCGGAGGCCAUGGAGACUCUGACCCGGAUCCGGGAGGAGAUGGUGCCUGUUCCCGGAUCUGUGAAUGGGGUCAAUGCCCUGGGUCUAGUUGUCUUCUCCAUGUGCUUCGGCUUUGUGAUCGGAAACAUGAAGGAGCAGGGGCAAGCGCUGAGAGAGUUCUUUGAUUCUCUUAACGAAGCUAUCAUGAGACUGGUAGCGGUGAUAAUGUGGUAUGCACCUCUGGGUAUCCUCUUCCUGAUCGCAGGGAAGAUUGUUGAGAUGGAAGACAUGGGUGUGAUUGGGGGGCAGCUCGCCAUGUACACAGUGACAGUCAUUGUCGGCCUCCUCAUUCAUGCGGUCAUCGUCCUGCCUCUCCUCUACUUCCUGGUAACCCGGAAGAACCCCUGGGUUUUCAUUGGAGGGUUGCUGCAAGCGCUCAUCACAGCCCUUGGGACCUCUUCAAGUUCUGCCACCCUACCCAUCACUUUCAAGUGCCUGGAAGAGAACAAUGGUGUGGACAAACGUAUCACCAGAUUUGUGCUCCCCGUGGGGGCCACCAUUAACAUGGAUGGGACCGCCCUCUAUGAGGCUUUGGCCGCCAUUUUCAUCGCUCAAGUGAACAACUUUGACCUGAACUUUGGACAGAUUAUAACAAUAAGUAUCACAGCCACGGCCGCAAGUAUCGGGGCAGCCGGGAUUCCUCAGGCCGGUCUGGUCACCAUGGUCAUCGUGCUGACAUCUGUGGGCCUGCCCACGGAUGACAUCACACUCAUCAUUGCAGUGGACUGGUUUCUGGACCGCCUCCGAACCACCACCAAUGUGCUGGGUGACUCCCUCGGAGCAGGAAUUGUUGAGCAUUUGUCCCGACAUGAACUGAAGAACCAAGAUGUUGAAAUGGGGAACUCCGUGAUUGAAGAGAAUGAAAUGAAAAAGCCGUAUCAGCUGAUUGCCCAGGACAAUGAACCGGAGAAACCGGUGGCAGACAGUGAAACCAAGAUGUAGACUGACACAGAAGUGCUUGGAAACUGUUCUACAAUGUAUCCAUCUCCCUGAGCUCACUCGCCCAGUGAGCUCCUCUUUCCUCCCUACUCUGAUAGGAUUGGAAAAUGUCCAAAAACAAAGGAGGGCUCUGCAGCAGCUGAAACGUAUUGGUUUUAGCCCACAUUUGAAAUUCUUAAAUCAUUUCAUAUUAUUCUUACCAAGUAAGUUACUACAAUCGAACACAGUGUCCAUAUUACAAAUGUAGAUGGCAAACGAUCCCGCGCAAUUGUUUUGUAAGUAAAAGCAUUAAGCAAAUGAUAGGCUACAAAAAAAAAAAAAAAGUUUUAAAAUCAACUUUCAAAAUGUAAAUAUCCUUCAGAACACAAGUGAGUUUUACUCUGAAAACAUAACAACUUGAUGAGUAAUUACCAGUUACCCGUUGGGUGUCUGAGAGGUUUCCCCUUUCUUCUAGUCCUGGCUUUAACAGCAUCAGGGCAAUGCCCACAUGCACACAGCGCAGCUGUGGGGGGGAACAGAGAGUGAGGCUCCCAGAGUGAGCCUUGUCUCAUCCCUUGGUCUCAGUGUUCUCAUCCAGAAAAUGAGUGACACCUAGAUACGAUAAGCCUGUCUAGCCCAGACUUCUGUGACACCAGGAAGGACCCUGCCCCUGUAUAACAUGAGGCUCUCAGACAGGACACUUCAUGGGAGUGGACAUUUCUCUCUAGGGGCAGGCUGUGUGUGGCUCACUAGGUUCUGGGCCCAGAAUGUUUGCUAUAUAAGUAGACAGUCGGAAGGCCAUCUCAGGAGGCCAUCCCUUUGGCCUAUUGCUCUGUUUUGUUUUGUUUUCCAAUACCAGAAGCACUCCGAACCCAAGGGAAGAAAGCCUCCCACCACCUCUUCAACUGACAAUUAGAUGUUUAGGAAAUAAAGAGAAGACUAGCAACUAGAAAGAGUGUUCAUGGUCUUGCUAAAGAGUGGAGAAAAAAAAAUAAAGUAUAGCUAACAUUACAGAACGAGGAUUCUUUUUAAGAUCACAAAAAGUUGGUUUUCUUUAAGGACUAAAAUGGAGAGCUACAUUUCCACCUUUUUCUGUUAGCCUAAACACUUUGUCUUCAGUUCCUAAUCAGUCCCCAAGAAACAACAUAGGACAUCACUUAUUUCUUAUCUCACAGUCCAACCAACGAUAUCUCUGGGACAGAUCCAUAAGCUGGGUGGAUGGUCUCAUUUCUGAAAAAAAAAAAAUUUGUUGUUGUUUUUUGUUUGUUUUGUUUUUACUAUUUUAACCAGAACUUCUUAGGAUGACAAAACAAAAUACUUCUUUGUAUAGAGAUGUCUCUUGACAAAUCUUUCAAAAGUCUCAUCUAGAGUGGAGUUUGCUUAUUUGUAUCCCCACACAAAUAAAGAGAAAAAAAAAGAAAAAGAAAAAAAUGGCAGAUGAAUCAGUAUGAAAAUAACACCACUGAGGGUGGAAGAAAAGACAGCAAGGGAAUUUCUUUCAGGCAAGGCAGCUCCCAGGUUUAAAAGACAUUACUUUUACUCCCUUAGGACUGUCCAGUCAAAGAUCCCCAAUGGGAGCCACCUGACAGCACCAGCUGUGUCAGACUUUCUGACCGAAAGUGAUGAAUGGACAUAACUAUGCUAACAGACCAAGCAUUUAGAAUUGAAUCUCCCAGUCUACAGUUAGAGAUUUUUUUUAGAGAUCUUGAGCAUUCCAUUCGUAUAAAGGUUAACACUAGGCUAUGGUGGAGUAAUCAUUUAAUGACAAACUCUAUUUGGGAAAUACACUACAGAGGUUAAUCUGUGUGGCAGUCAUUUUGUGACACUAGUAGAACAAACCUUAAUCGUGUCAAAUUAAUGCUGUUUACCCCGUGUGAUUAUUUUUUUUUAUACUAACCAUUUCUUACGGAAACAAGUCCUCUAGGGUGAUACUUUCGCCGGUCCAUCACAGGCUCUGCAGAUGUGUGUACCCACUGUGGACCUGGAAAUAUCACUUUGUAGAUGUAUUUUCAAUAAAGAAAAAAUAGUUUUACAUUAA